Molecule: messenger RNA, 2757 nt
Organism: Clonostachys byssicola
Lineage: Eukaryota; Fungi; Ascomycota; Sordariomycetes; Hypocreales; Bionectriaceae
Source: the annotation of a GenBank genome assembly
AUGCCUAGAUUUUCGACCGCGUUUUACCGGCGGAAAUCCACCGCGGAUGACUUGACAGCCGUUCAACCAUCCCCCGAAUCUCCGUCAUUUCGUGUUCUCGAACGCCACCCUUCUCCUCCUCCGCGGGCAUUUGAUGGGGGCGCCAGAAUGGCAAGAACCUCUGGCGUCCCCAUGCAUAAGCCAAGCCCGUCGGAGUUGGACGUUGAGGAUAACAUAUUUGCUGGUUUGAACAAUAAUCGUGCUAAUCGAGGUAGCGGAAGCGGAGCGUCGAACACUACAAAGGCCACAUCGACCGACAACUCAUCACGGCAUAGUAAUGCGUCUACGGCUCCGUCAUCAGCAGACAUGGCCAACAAUCAGGAUGACCGCGGCGGAAAGCGAAAGCCGGCUGCUCAAGAAACCAUGCCACGACCACUUACCAAAUCAAGCACCUCGAGUUUUCUUGAUCGUGCAGGUCGAACCUUGUCCUUCGGAAUAAAGAGCAAACAUCACACCCCCCCUCCCAAGCAGGAGGACGUUCCACCACUGCCUACAUUCCAACGCGAGGACGAGUUUGGUAGAGCUAGGGCUAUGACGGCCUCAACAACCAGCACAGCUACCCCACCCAAGCUGGAGGAGGAGAGCAAUUUCGAUCUGGGUGGUGAUUUCGGCUCCAUGUUUUCGAAAUUCGACAAGCGGGCUAGCAUGGCCACCCUCCGGAUGGAUGGUAAACAGAACAAAUCGCCAUCACCCACAAAGCAGCGCCCUCAACAGCCAGGCCCGGUGCCUCCCCCAUUGGAUAUCGGAGCCACAAAGGCCCCUGUUGACUCAGCUCCCCCGUCAUGGAACAGUCAGAAUUCGUACCAGUCGAGAGAGACUCUGAUGAGCCCCCCCCAAGCAGCACAAUACGACCAGCCACCACCUGUUCCUCGACAUCAGCCUUCAUUCGAAUAUAGGUCUGUGAAGAGCCCUGGGUCUCCGAUGGAGGAUGAGGAUGCUAGACUCCUCGCUGAUUCGGUUGCGGCUGGCAAGUUCUUGACAACCGAAAUCCCCGAACACGCCGCAGUUGAGCGAUAUGGGCGGGAAGAAGACGACUUUACUGUUAUGGGCCGAGGAGCGGUGGCAUCGGACUUUUCGAGGGAGGAUAACAUGUUUGCGGGUACCUCGUCGCAAUUCUCGAGAAAUGUGAUCAGGGAAGUCCCUCAACCGGCGAAGGCAUCUUCUGAUAACCCGAACAACCGAGUUAUGACACCUGCAGAGUUUGAAAGAUAUCGGCGAGACAAGGAGCGCGAGGGCCUUGAGAAGGCUGCUUAUGGUGAGCCUGCGGAUGAUGACGACGACGAGGACCCAAUCAACUACGAUGACGAAGAAGAUGAGAAUGAUAAGUUGAAGCAACAAGCUAAACAGAGGAGGAAUCAGCAAGCUCAGAUGACAGCUUAUCGACAGAGAAACAUGAAGACGACUGGUGAACUUGCUAGUACCACACCCGUUUCUCCAGGCCGCCCGACUCUCGGCACGUCGCUGAGUGCACCACACCUUGCCCCCAACAAAACCCCGUCACCUGAACCGGGACAUGCAAUCGACGAGGACGAAGACGAGGACGUUCCUCUGGCCAUCCUUCAAGCGCACGGCUUCCCGCAUAAGAGGGCUCCUAGCCGCCUCACCUCCUUUGGAUCUAACCCUAACCUCCGAGCCUCGACCAUGUUACAGCCGGGACGACCUGCAUCUGUGGUAGGAGAUCCUGCUUCCCAAUCCAAACGUUUCUCCACUCUCCCAGCUUUUGCUCGUAACCUCCCGCAGGAUCCAUUUGUUGGUGCCGGCGUUGCCCGGCCUGCUAUUCGAGAAUCAAUGUCGUUCGGCAUUGGUAGCCCACAGCCGCCUCCCCAACAGUCACCAUCGAUGCACCCUGGAGGCCUCAUUGGUGUUAUUGCUACGGAAGAGCGCAACCGAGCAAUGCGCCGUGGCAGCCCCAAUUUGGAAAGUCAGAGAGCCUUCGGAGGAGGCAUGGAUCCCAUGAUGUUUAAUGGUGGCAUGCGCAUGCCACCCCAGCAGCAACCGCCACAGAACGCGAAUCAGUUGAGCGUUCAGGACCAGGCCCAGCUCCAGAUGUCACAACAAAUGUCCUCGUUCUUGCAGAUGCAAAUGCAGUUUAUGCAAAUGAUGGCUGGUCAACAGCAAGGUGGCUCCCCCCAGAUGCUCCAGCAAAUGUCUCCUCCAAUGAUGCAGCAGAUGAUGGGAUCGCCUCCAGGACAGCAGCAGCCAUAUGGAGGGUUUGCAGGAAGCCAAUCUGUCGCCGACUUCCAGUCAGGCCAGUCCUUUGGUGGAUCACCGCCGCUCACUCAACCCCGAAGGAUGGACGCAAGCAUGCGUACAAUGAGCAUGAUCCAGCCUAGCUCCUCCUCUUUCAUGCAAUUGCCUGCUUUUGGCAAUGGACUCGGACCUGGCGCUGGAUACAGUGCUUCAAUCGCACCCUCUGAACGAAGCAAUAUCGGACUCCCAGGGCGCUACCGACCUGUAUCACAGGCAGGGUCCCUCACAGGCCAGAACUUUAUGCACCAGCGGACCCAGUCUAUGUCGGGUGCGACGGCUUUGUCAUCAUUUGCUACUCCCGAUGACUCGAAGGUGGUGCCUACUGUGAAGCUAGUGAGCGAGGCCAAGAAUAGCAAUAAUCACAGUGACGAUGAAGAUGAUGAGGAAGGAUGGGCCGCUAUGAAGGCGAAGAGGGAGCAGAAGAAAUCUAGGUGGCGGCUCAAAAAGGGGUCCACGGACCUCUUCUGA